Messenger RNA from Xyrauchen texanus (razorback sucker), 1002 nucleotides. RefSeq names its product free fatty acid receptor 2-like. The transcript has a single exon. Bases 1 to 1002 code for a protein of 333 amino acids. The record is from RefSeq and is a predicted model, not a curated record. Gene Ontology annotation, cellular component: plasma membrane. Gene Ontology annotation, molecular function: G protein-coupled receptor activity. Gene Ontology annotation, biological process: cellular response to fatty acid; G protein-coupled receptor signaling pathway. Lineage: Eukaryota; Metazoa; Chordata; Actinopteri; Cypriniformes; Catostomidae.
AUGUCCACAUUUAACGGCCAGCUCCUCUUGUCAUCCUACAUCCUCACCUUCUUAAUUGGCCUACCUGCCAACAUCCUCGCAUUCUUCACUUUCUGUCGCAAGGUUCACCGCAAGCCCACCCUCAUCGACAUUCUCCUGCUAAACCUGACGAUAUCUGACACGAUCUUCCUCGCGGUCCUGCCUUUCAAGAUGAAGGAGGCUUUUGAUAACAUGAUCUGGAAGCUGCCCUAUUACCUGUGUCCCAUUAGCAGUUUCCUUUUCUUCUCCACCAUCUAUACCAGCACAUUAUUUCUGACAGCGAUCAGCAUGGAGCGCUACCUGGGAGUCGCAUUUCCAAUCCGAUAUGCGCUUGGUCGCCGACCACGCAACGCUGUGAUUGCAAGUUGCUUCCUCUGGCUUCUGGGCUCUCUGAACCUAAGCAUUGUGUACAUUGUGCCAUUCAUACACUCAAGUAAUGCCAGUAACUCUAACAAAAGCGAGAUAGAGUGGUCCAAUCCCAUGGUAUUAACGUGCUAUGAUAACUUCACCACGGAGCAGCUGCUCAUUCUACUUCCUGUUCGUCUGGAGCUAUUUCUCAUGCUUUUCUGUAUACCCUUCCUCAUCUGCUGCUUCUGUUACAUCAACUUCAUUCGAAUUCUGUCCAAUCUGCCCCGCCUCGGUCGACGUCGUAGACUCAGGGCCAUUGGACUGGCGGUAGGGACACUGCUGGUUUUCACCAUAUGUUUCAGCCCCUAUAAUGUCUCACACGUGGUUGGUUUUGUUCGUGGGGACAGUGAGUGGUGGCGUCACUUUGCUUUAAUCUCCAGUACGCUAAAUGCCUGUUUGGACCCCAUUAUAUUUUACUUUUCCUCGGCUGCUGUUCGAAGUGCUAUGAAAGCAUGUGGCAUGGGUCUGAGGGAGAAAAUGCACAUUAUAUGCAGAAAUGCUCAGUGUUGUCCUCUGCUGGGACCCUCCAGAAUUGAGGCCUGCAGGGACACAAAUCCACCUUUUGACCAGAGAUAA